Molecule: messenger RNA, 2478 nt
Organism: Alnus glutinosa
Lineage: Eukaryota; Viridiplantae; Streptophyta; Magnoliopsida; Fagales; Betulaceae
Exons: 1
Coding region: 331-2325 (664 amino acids)
Biological process (GO): cell surface receptor signaling pathway
Molecular function (GO): protein binding
Source: RefSeq, a predicted model, not a curated record
CCGUUCACCAUUAGACUCUUCCACGCCUUGGGAGAACUGUAGCCAGCAGCCCAAUAAAAACACCAACGACUCCAAACCCCACCUUCUAAGCCUUCUCUCUCUCUCUCUCUCUCUCUCUUUCUGAAAGAGUCUUUCACACAACCUCGAGUCCUCGACCCAUAUCCCCACUGGCCAAUUCAUUCUCAACUAGCGCAAGCUUCAUCUCCUCCGUUCAUCGAGGCCAAAAUUAAUCCAAAAGGAAAAUCCAAGAAGACCCAUUUUCCUUUCCUGAUCUGAUCUUUCAUUAGAGCCAACCAUAACAAAGAAUUUGAAGGUUGGUCCGCCGUGGUUAUGGCGGACUUAGUGAAGCAAAUCUUGGCAAGGCCGAUCCAACUAGCUGACCAAGUCGGCAAGGCUGCUGACGAGGUUAGUUCCUUCAAGCAAGAAUGUGCGGAACUCAAGGCCAAGACAGAGAAGCUUGCCGGGCUGCUCCGCCAGGCCGCCCGAGCCAGCUCCGAACUCUACGAGCGCCCCGCGCGGCGGAUUAUCGACGACACCGAGCAAGUCAUCGAUAAGGCUCUGACCCUCGUGCUCAAAUGCCGCGUCAACGGCAUAGUCAAGCGCGUGUUCACCAUCAUCCCCACUGCUGCCUUUCGCAAGAUGUCUGCUCAGCUCGAGAAUUCGAUCGGCGACGUUUCGUGGCUGCUCCGUGUGUCGGCACCGGCUGAGGAUCGCGGCGACGAGUACUUGGGUCUGCCUCCUAUAGCAGCAAACGAGCCAAUUCUGUGUCUCAUAUGGGAACAGAUUGCGAUUCUGUCUACGGGUUCGCUCGAGGACCGAUCCGAUGCCGCGGCUUCGCUGGUUUCGCUUGCCCGGGACAAUGAUCGGUAUGGGAAGCUGAUCAUAGAGGAAGGUGGGAUCGGACCCUUGUUGAAAUUGAUCAAAGAGGGCAAACUGGAAGCACAAGAAAACGCUGCGAAAGCAAUUGGGCUACUGGGACGCGAUACGGAAAGCAUCGAGCACAUGAUCCACGCGGGUGUAUGUUCGGUGUUUGGGAAAAUCCUCAAAGAAGGUCCCAUGAAAGUCCAGGCUGUAGUGGCUUGGGCUGUUUCGGAGCUUGCAGCUAAUUACCCCAAGUGUCAGGAUCUUUUUGCCCAGCACAAUAUAAUCCGUUUGCUGGUGAGCCAUCUCGCGUUUGAGACCGUUGAAGAGCACAGUAAGUAUGCCAUUAGUAGCAUCAGAGCCGCCUCCAUACAUGCGGUUGUAAUGGCAACUAAUUCUCCAAACGGCAAGAAUAUGAACAAGGCAAUUGACGAAGAUGACAAGCAAUGUUACAAUCAAAUUCCUCACCCCACGGGGAAUAAGGCCCCCAGUCAGAUGUACAAUGUGGUGGCGAAUACCGUGGCGAUGAGGAUCCAGUCCAAGCUACUCCAACCACAAGGUAAUGAUUCAACUCAAGCCAACCACAGCACAAGCAACAACCAUAACAACAAUGUGAAGCAGAAUCAUCUACUCCAUCAACCCCACCACCAGCAAAACGUUUCUCUUUCGGGUAGUAGUCUCAAUCUUAAGGGGAGGGAAUUGGAAGACCCUGCUACCAAGGCCAACAUGAAAGCAAUGGCAGCAAAAGCCCUUUGGCACCUUUCCAUAGAAAACCCAGCCAUCUGCCGCAGCAUCACUGAGUCAAGAGCACUGUUAUGCUUCGCAGUUCUACUGGAGAAAGGGCCUGAAGAUGUCAAAUACCAUUCUGCCAUGGCGUUGAUGGAGAUCACUGCAGUGGCCGAGAAAGAUGCUGACUUGAGAAGAUCUGCAUUCAAGCCCAGUUCACCUGCCUGCAAAGCUGUUGUUGACCAGUUGCUAAAGAUCAUUGAGGAGGCAAAUUCAGACCUCCUUAUCCCGUGCGUCAAGGCUAUUGGGAAUUUGGCAAGGACAUUCCGAGCAACGGAGACAAGGAUGAUCAGCCCGUUAGUGCGGCUUCUCGACGAGGGAGAAGCUGAGAUUGCCAGGGAGGCUUCAGUUGCUCUCUCAAGAUUUGCCUGCACAGAGAACUAUCUCCACCUUGAUCACUCAAAGGCAAUUAUAAGUGCUGGAGGGGCAAAGCACUUGAUCCAGCUGGUGUAUUUUGGUGAACAAAUUGUUCAAAAUUCGGCAUUGUUUCUGCUAUGCUACAUUUCCCUGCAUGUACCAGACAGCGAGGAACUUGCCCAGGCCGAGGUGCUCACUGUGCUUGAAUGGGCUUCCAAACAAUCUCACAUUGCCCAGGAUGAAAAACUGGAGACAUUGUUACAAGACUCCAAGAGCAAAUUGGAGCUUUAUCAAUCAAGACGGUCGAGGGCAUUCCAUUGAUUCAAUCAAUAAAAAAAUUAGUUUGUUGUGCAAGAAAAAAAAAAACCAUGUUUCCUAUAAUUUUCUCUGUUUUAUCAUUCUCAUGGAGUGUACAUACUUUAAUUUUAUUGUCUUCGAAAUUGCUUAGAAAUAGUUUCAAUCAUUUACAGAGCA